Messenger RNA from Trichosurus vulpecula (common brushtail), 3618 nucleotides. It is a transcript of the gene EPS8L2, whose product is annotated as EPS8 like 2. Lineage: Eukaryota; Metazoa; Chordata; Mammalia; Diprotodontia; Phalangeridae. The transcript has 20 exons. Gene Ontology annotation, cellular component: vesicle; ruffle membrane; plasma membrane. The coding region runs from base 24 to 2210 and encodes 728 amino acids. The record is from RefSeq and is a predicted model, not a curated record. Gene Ontology annotation, molecular function: actin binding. Gene Ontology annotation, biological process: Rho protein signal transduction; positive regulation of ruffle assembly; regulation of Rho protein signal transduction.
AGCUGGACAGCUCCUAGGAGACCAUGAGCCAGUUGGGAUCUCUGAGCGGUGGCCCCAGAUCGCCCAACGGCAGCAUGGGGCACUCCGAUGGGAUGGCCAAGAUGAGCGCUAAGGACCUGUACGAGCAAAGGAAGAAAUACUCCAACUCCAAUGUCAUCAUGCACGAGACAUCCCAGUAUCACGUGCAGCAUUUGGCCACAUUCAUGAUGGACAAGAGUGAGGCCAUCGUCACGGUGGAGGAUGCCAUCCGAAAGCUGAUCCAGCUGAGCUCCAAGGAGAAGAUCUGGACCCAAGAGAUGCUGCUACAAGUUAAUGACUCAUCCCUGAAGCUGCUGGACUGUGAGUCCCAGGAGGAGCUGGAGCAUUUCCCGCUGGCUACCGUGCAGCACUGCCAGACGGUUCUGAACCAGCUCCGCUAUCCCUCCGUGCUGCUGCUGGUGUGCCAGGAUUCGGAGCAGCACAAGCCUGACGUGCAUUUCUUUUACUGCGACGAGGUGGAGGCAGAGCUAGUGCAUGAAGACAUUGAGAGUGCCCUGGCAGACAGCAAACUGGGGAAGAAGAUGCGGCCACAGACACUCAAGGGCCACCAGGAAAAGAUCCGACAGCGCCAGUCCAUCCUGCCACCACCGCAGGGCCCUGCCCCCAUCCCCUUCCACCAAGAUGCUGGGGGUCCCCCUCACAGCUCCAAGAAUCGUGUGGCCCCUCCAGUGCCCCACAGCAUGCCAGAUUAUGGACGAAGAGACUCUGGCUCUCAGGAUGAGGAGCCCAGGGCUGUCUUGGCCCAGAAGAUUGAGAAGGAGACGCAAAUCCUCAACUGUGCCCUGGAUGACAUUGAGCUGUUUGUGGCCCGCCUGCAGAAGGCAGCAGAAGCCUUUCGGCAGCUCAACCUGAGGAAAAAGGGCAAGAAGAAUAGAAAGAAGGGGCCAGCAGAGGGAGUCCUGACCCUUAGGGCCAGGCCCCCCUCCGAGGCAGAUUUUAUCGACUGCUUCCAGAAAAUGAAACUGGCCCUCAACCUCCUGGCCAAGUUGAGAAAGCACAUUCAGAAUCCAAGUGCCGCUGAACUGGUCCACUUUCUCCUAGGACCCUUGGAGCUGAUCAUAAACAGCUGUGGUGGCCCUGACAUUGCCCGCUCUGUGUCCAGCCCACUGCUGUCACGAGACACUGUGGACUUCCUGAAGGGCCACCUGAUUCCCAAGGAGACUGCACUCUGGGAGUCACUGGGAGAGAUGUGGACCCGCCCUCGAGCCGAGUGGCCUCGAGAUGCCCACGUACCCCCCUACAUCCCAAAGUUCCACAAUGGCUGGGAGCCCCCGCUGGAUGUGCUGCAGGGGGCCCCCUGGGAAGUGGAAGGUGGGCUGCUGCUGGACACUGAGCUGAGCCCGGCCAACGGGUUCUCCUACCGCCAUUCACUGAAGCAGAGCCCAGGCCCCGAGCCUGCACCCCCCGGAGACGGCUUCCCACCAGGGGGCUCCCCCAACACUGACAGGAGAGGUGAGCCGUCAGCCAUGGCCAAAUUCGCCAAAAUCCGUUAUGACUUCACAGCGCGUAAUGCCAAUGAGCUGUCUGUACUGAAGGACGAGGUUCUGGAGGUGCUGGAAGACAAUAAGCAGUGGUGGAAGCUCAGGAACCGCAGUGGGCAGGCUGGCUACGUCCCUUUCAACAUCUUGGAUGUCAUCCGGCUGGAAGAUGUAUACCCGUUAAGUGAGCAGGACAAUCAGAAAUACCGAGGAGACGUGAGUCCCCGAGGCCCAGGCCCCACCAGCCCCUUCCACAAGCUGCCUCCCAGCUAUACAGGGGACAAGGAAGCCAAAGAGCAACUCAUCCACCACAUGGAUGAGCUUAAUCAUGAACUCAUCAAAAAGAUGGCCAACCCCAAAGGGCAGCCUCCCCCAAGGAACUUCCGCGUGGAGAGGAGCAAGACUGUGACGGCUCCACUGACCUACAGCUCCAGUGCCCAGGAGGUCAGGAUGUGGCUGGAAGCCAAGGCCUUCAGCCCAGGGAUUGUCGAGCACCUGGGCAUCCUGACAGGCGCCCAGCUCUUCUCCCUUAACAAGGAGGAGCUGAAGAAAGUGUGUGGGGAUGAGGGCGCCCGAGUCUACAGCCAGCUGACGGUGCAGAAGGGCCUCCUGGAGAAAAACCAGGGUGGGUCUGAGUUGGAGGAGCUUCUGCUAAGGUUCCAGAAGAAGACCAUGGAGGAGGGCCAGAGCUAGGCCUUUGUCUGGGCUGGGAAGGAAAGGGGGCUCCCUGGCCCAGCACCAUUGUCCUGGGGGCUUGCCUCAGUAUUGUGUGAAGUAUUAUUUCAUUUCCCUACGGUUUCAUGGGGAUACUGGGUGUGCAUUUAGGCCUGGCCGCCUAUCCCCCUGCCCCACCCCAGCCUGCUCCACCUGCCCUGCUCUUCCCCCUCCCUUCACUGCAUACUUCUUUGGAGCCCCCAGAGGCAGAACACCCUCACUCUCAUGCCCUGGACAUCUCCAGCUGUUUCUGGGCUGCCCACCCAGAAGGGCUGACCUGGCCCCCAGAUAGCCCCCAGAGCCAUCGAUGAGACUUUGGUCAGAGACCCUUUGCCCCACUCCUCUCUCUGAUAGGCCUCCUGGCUCUCUGCACAUAAACACUGCACGUAUACUGCUGUGUAUCACUGGUGGUCACAUGUGGUCCAUCAGAGAGGAGGCUCUCUGAGAGAUUCAGAGGCAUCUCAGAGCAUAAUUUCCCCCCACCCCCAACUCAGGUCCACUGGGCAGCUGCUUCCAUAUCAAGGAAGAGGCUGUCCUCGUCCUUCACUCUAGUCUGGCCCCUCAGGUCUCCAUGGGAUGUGUCAGUAAUGGCCCCCAACUCUAUCCCGGACCAGACCCUGAAUAUUCAGUGCCCCUCUACUUGGGAGCCAGCCAGGAGGUGUGGGCCACCUCCUCAGCCCAGCCAACCUCUUAUCUGGCUGCCAUGCCCUGAAGAGAAGGGGGUGGCACGGUGUGGUAGAACCUGGGUCCCUACCCUCACUCAUUUUGGCUGCCUGGGUACCGUCCUCAAGGUGAGGAGCUAGGACGGGGAGACCUGUGAGGUGUCUGGUAUGCUCCUCCCCUCCCUGCCAGGCUCUUCCUGAACAGUGGGGAAAGGGGGGGGAUACUCAACCCAGAAACUACCCCCCACCAGCCUCUUCCUGGUCUAAAAGUUCCUGGUUGUAGCUGAGUCCCACUCCUGCUGCCCCCAGCCUUGUGGGGCUCUGGGAAGGCCAGGGCCCCCUCCAUGCUCACCCAUUGGCCUUGGGGUGAGGUCAGUGCCCACAAGGGCUGGCUCUGGGCCAGCCACAGGGAGGGCCGGGCUCAGCAGGAGACUCGAGCAGCAAAGGCUGGCUGCCAGAGUUGUGGAGUGGUGGUGGUGGGGACACCCUGCCUCAUCAGUCCUGACGCGUUAGUCUGUCAUGAGCUCCUGACUCCAUCCCCCCAUCUGGAGCCCAGGGACCAGCUGGAAAAAUGUCCACGGAGCUGCCUCUCCCUGGAAGCUCUGGCUCAGACAGCCUGGAAGAGGACCCAUCAUAACCCACAUCCUGUCCUACCAUCUCCUGGCCAGAGAUCCCAGGGCCCCAACCCAUGGAAGAGUCAUUAAAAACCGCUCAUUUACCAACCA